Messenger RNA from Anneissia japonica, 896 nucleotides. RefSeq lists its product as uncharacterized. The record is from RefSeq and is a predicted model, not a curated record. Lineage: Eukaryota; Metazoa; Echinodermata; Crinoidea; Comatulida; Comatulidae. The transcript is spliced from 3 exons. The coding region runs from base 129 to 629 and encodes 166 amino acids.
UGGUUCGCAGAUAAUACGGUUAUCAUAAUGACGAUGAUUAUGACAAUGCGUAAUAAAUCCAAUAAAAAAUGUUUUCUUUUCACGGUCAGAAGUACCGGUAAGCGUUUUUAAAGAAAUGCCAACAGACUAUGGAGACGAACACCACACCGUCAUACGAUGAGGAUAUUUCGAGUAAUGUUUCAGUUAUAGAAUAUGUAUUGUUCGGUAUACUUGUCAUCUUGUGUUUCAUCUUAGUCAUCUUAAUGGUGAAGGUACUCCAAAGAUAUAGAGAAUACGGAUACUGCAUAAAAAUAGAGAAUGUUCCGACAAUCCGAAGACUGGAUUCAGAAUAUAAUCGCCAAACUGCUCUAGCUCGAAUUGAACUACCUCCAGAUUACCAAGCUGCUACUCUGCCACCGCCAGGUGGCGGCAAUCAUGAUCGCGAGGAAAAUCAGACAGAUCAGACAGUGGUGAAUGAGAAUGAACGGCCGCCCUCAUAUGGUACUGUGAUGAAAAAUAGAUUUAGUAAACAUUUGUCGAGGUUUCUUACUUCCAUGAGGAAAAAGAAUCAAAAUAAUUCAACCGAAUCACAAGAGGGUCAGCCGCAGCCAGCUUUAGUACCAAGUGCAAUGGGUGAAGAACACGUUUGACCAUGGGUUAAUUUUAUUUUAUUUUUGUUUUGAACUCUGUUUAUAGUCGGUGGCUCUUACAGUCUGGCCCGGAUACAUAGUGGUCAACUUUUCUCUGUAUGUAUUUUGUUGUAUAAUAUAUGUAGUGUAAAUAUGUUAAAUGUAAAUGUACGCUUCAUGCACAUUAAUAAUAGGCCUAGAUCAUUAAACAUUAUUUUUUUUUAAAUCUAACUGAUUAGCCUACAUAACACCUAAUAGUUUACGAUUACUGGCGGUCCUAUUAUAGGU